GAAGAUGAGAGAUGGGCUGAUGUUAAUGUCGUCAGUAGCUUGCUGAAACUUUUCUUUAGGAAACUGCCAGAGCCACUUAUAACUACCUCCCUGUACAGGCCGGCCAUAGACGCGAUACGGCACACGACAGAGGUCGAUAGGGUCAGAGAGCUUAAAAAAAUUCUCCACAAACUGCCCGUCCACCAUUUUGAAACUUUCAAGUAUCUCUCCAGGCACCUUAAAAGAGUUGCUCUGAAGGGUGAUAGUAAUAAAAUGACGGCCAACAACAUAUCUAUAGUUUUUGGGCCCACCUUAAUUUGUUCUCGCGAGGAGCAUGAUGUAAACAGUCUAAUCGUCGACAUGCCUGAUCAGUGCAGAGUUGUCGAAGCCUGUAUCAAUCAUGUUAGUUGA
Helobdella robusta is the source of this 390-nucleotide messenger RNA. RefSeq lists its product as hypothetical. The transcript has 3 exons. NCBI's taxonomy places the organism in Eukaryota, Metazoa, Annelida, Clitellata, Rhynchobdellida, Glossiphoniidae. The record is from RefSeq and is a predicted model, not a curated record. The annotation marks the transcript as partial. Gene Ontology annotation, biological process: signal transduction.